Molecule: messenger RNA, 3360 nt
Organism: Ochlerotatus camptorhynchus
Lineage: Eukaryota; Metazoa; Arthropoda; Insecta; Diptera; Culicidae
Exons: 1
Coding region: 1-3360 (1119 amino acids)
Biological process (GO): DNA integration
Molecular function (GO): nucleic acid binding
Source: RefSeq, a predicted model, not a curated record
AUGCUUCGAAAGUUUUGGGAGCUGGAAACCGUCCAUGAUACCAAGGGUUGGUCAGCCACGGAUAAGUUUUGUGAGGAGCACUUCCUGGCCAACACCACACGGACGCCGGAAGGUCGAUACGUAGUCAGGCUACCAAAACGUGAAGAACUCAUCGCUCAGUUGGAUGAUAACAUGUACCAGGCCACUAGACGCUUCUAUUCGUUGGAACGUUCUCUAAUGUCGGAUGCACAGAAAAGGAAGCAGUAUCAUGAUUUCGUCACCCAAUACAUUGAAAUGGGGCACAUGCGUGAAGUUGCAGAAGAGAAACUGAACGUCAGACCACAGUUUAUCCUACCACAUCACGGGGUCUUGAAACCUGAGAGUACAACCACCAAACUCCGAACCGUGUUUGACGCAUCCUGUAAAUCACGUUCGGGAUCGGCUCUUAACGACGUUAUGAUUCCUGGUCCCACAAUCCAGGAAAUGCUAGUGGAAAUAGUGCUACGAUUCCGAUUGUAUCGUUUCGUCGUGACCGCUGACAUUGAGAAGAUGUUCAGACAGAUUCUGGUCCAUCUCUUGGAUCAAUCGUUGCAGCGCAUAUUGUGGCGUGAUGACCCUGAACUCCGUUUGAAAGUGUACCAGUUACUCACCAUUACGUACGGUUUGAACAACUCGCCUUUCAUGGCAACUCGCGUUUUGCAACAGCUAUCCACAGACGAAGAACAGCGAUUCCCACACGCAUCAAGAAUUACUCGAAAGGAUUUUUAUGUGGAUAACCUCCUUACCGGUUCCAACGACGUGGAACAGCUGAAGCUGAUUGUGAACGAGAUGAUUGGGCUUCUAGCAGCCGGAGGAUUUCCUCUUCGACAAUGGUCUUCGAAUUGUCAAGACGUGCUGGAUGUCGUUCCAGAACACCUCCGAGAAACGCGUACGCUGCUAGAACUAGAUCGAGAUACCUCUGUUACCGCUCUUGGUCUACGCUGGGAACCCACCACCGAUCAACUGUCAUUCAAACCUCCAAAGUGGAAGGAUAGCCAGCCAAUCACUAAGAGAACCGUUCUGUCACAGAUGAGUAGCCUGUUUGACCCACUCGGGCUGCUAGGCCCAAAAGUUGUUCAUGCGAAGAUCAUAAUACAAGCCCUCUGGAAGUGUCAACUAGAAUGGGAUACACCGCUUCCAGUGAAGUUCGUGGAAGAAUGGACGUCGUAUCAGCGAGAUAUACGUCACCUAGAUGGUCUUCGCAUUCCGCGGUUGGUCAUGCUCUCACCGCACCAAAGGUUAGAAAUCCAUGGAUUCAGCGACGCCUCCCUGCAGGCAUAUGGAGCCUGCGUGUAUAUCAGGUCGGUCGACGCAAAAGGCCAAUGCUAUGUCCAAUUGCUAACGGCCAAGUCCCGUGUAGCUCCACUCAGUAGUAAGUCAAUUCCGAGAUUGGAGCUCUCCGCCGCGCUACUCCUAGCGCAUCUCCUGGCUCAAGUUCUAAAGAGCACCUCACUCGUGGCUCCAGUUUAUCUUUGGACAGAUUCGACCGUAACACUGGAUUGGAUCUCUGCUUCACCGUCGACCUGGAAGACUUUCGUCAGCAACAGAGUAGCAGAAAUUCAGGAGUUGACCGCUUCAGCCUCCUGGAAUCACAUACCCUCCGACGAAAACCCCGCUGACCUGUUGUCGAGAGGAACCAGCCUAGAGAAUCUAGUAGAAAAUACUCUAUGGUGGAAUGGACCUAUCUGGAUCAGAUCGUUAAGUGAACCGUGGCCGCCGAAUUACGUGUCGCGUAAACAGAAUCGUGAAGGUCCAGAAUUACGGAAAGUUGUGGCGCUGCCUGUCUUUACAGAGCCAGAAGACAUCAUCGAUCGCUAUUCAAGCCUAACCCCUCUCGUUCGCGUGUGCGCGUGGUGGCACCGUUUUCGUGAGAACACUCGUCGGGUGAAGAAUGAACGCGUAACCGGUCCGUUGUCGGCGUCGGAAAUCGAUCGUUCGUUACUCGGUCUCAUAAGUCGUGUGCAAGAAGACGCGUUCGGUUCUGAAAUGAAGCAACUCGCUCGAAACGAAGCCGUAAGCAAGAAAUCCAAAUUACGUUUCCUGAAUCCGAAACUCAUCGAUGGAUUGAUCCGAGUUGGCGGCCGGCUUCAUCAUUCUGCUCUCGCCGUUGACAAACGGCACCCUGUGGUACUGCCUGCAAACCAUCGUCUCACCAGAAUGAUCGUCUCGCUCGAGCACCUUAAAACGCUUCACGGUGGCCCGAAUCUUCUUCUUUCAUCUCUGCGUCGUCGCUUCUGGCCACUGAAUGGUCGGAAUCUCGCCAGUACCACCGUGCAUCACUGUGUUAUCUGCACUCGUGCCUCCCCGAAGUCGUUGGAGCAACUAAUGGGUAAUCUUCCGCCGGUUCGAGUAACCAGAGCAUUCCCGUUCGAGAAUGUUGGGGUUGACUUUGCCGGCCCAAUUAUGCUUCGAGCACCCAACAAAAGAGCAGCUCCUGUCAAGGCGUACGUAGUGGUCUACGUGUGCUUGGCUGUCAAGGCGAUACACCUUGACCUCAUUUCCGAUUUGACAUCGGAGGCAUUCAUCGCUAGCUUGCACCGUUUCACCGGAAGACGUGGCAAGCCCAGCAACAUAUACUGUGACAAUGGUCGGAAUUUUGUGGGAGCUCAACGUGAGUUAGCAGAUCUCCGCACACUAUUCGUUUCUCAACAGCAUAAAGACGUCGUAGCUCGUGAGUGCACUACGAGUACCAUCGAAUUCCACUUCAUUCCUCCCAGAUCGCCAUCGCUAGGCGGAAUCUGGGAAGCGGCGGUGAAGUCAAUGAUGUUCCAUCUCCGCCGUAUCAUGGGAAACGCUAUGCUGACAGAAACUGAAUUCAGAACCGCCCUCGUCCAAGUUGAGGCUGCGUUGAAUUCAAGACCAAUAACUUCUGUGUCAGAGGACCCGCAAGACUUCCAACCCUUAACUCCAGGACACUUCCUGGUGGGAAGGCCGCUCAAUGCUAUUCCAGAGCCCAGCCUGCAAGAUGUUCCAGAGAACCGCUUGUCCCGCUGGCAACGUGUCCAGUGCCUGUCUCAGCAGUUUUGGCAACGCUGGCAGAAGGAUUACCUCUGUACCCUCCACAACCGCUACCGCUGGUCAAAUACUACGGCCAACCUCGUCCGUAGUGCCAUCGUUCUGCUACGAGAUGAAAAUCUGCCGCCGCAGAAGUGGGCCGUUGCAAGAAUUGUCGACGUCCAUCCAGGAACCGAUGGGCUUGUCCGUGUAGCUUGGGUUAGGACCAGUACCGGAGUUACGAAGAGAGCUGUAAGCAAACUCUGCCUGCUACCGGUGGAGAUAGAUCCAGAGACAAUCCAGCAGCAAUCCCCGUCAUCAUAUGACUCCAGCGCCGAUGAAGAAUAA